This is a messenger RNA of Spirometra erinaceieuropaei, 1274 nucleotides long. Lineage: Eukaryota; Metazoa; Platyhelminthes; Cestoda; Diphyllobothriidea; Diphyllobothriidae. The record is from the annotation of a GenBank genome assembly.
AUGUGCGUGGCAGAUGCCACAACGGCAGACGUUGAGGCAGUGGGGAAGAAGGAGGAGGAGGAGAAGAAGAAGAAGAAGAAGGAGGAGGAGGAGGAGGAGGAGGAGGAGGAGGAGAAGGGGGAUGGUAGUGGUGGUUUGGGAGGGCCGUCGGAAUUAUUUGACGGCGUAGGGGGCGAGGGAGAGGUGGGCGGAGCAACGACGGUUGGUGCAGUCCGAAUGCUGCAGUUGGUCCGAAGGUGUCCAACAAGUUCAGUUGGCGACCAGAAUGUCCGCUGACUCCGUGGACAAGUUGGGGGCAGUCAGGCGUUGACGUUGCGAGGUGGGCUCCGCUGAGAUUUGCAUGCUUCUCGUUUGGCUUUCGCGGCGGCGAUGCGGUUAGCCUCGUCGAUCGUUCCGCCUGUCUCCACUCUCCUCCUCCAGGUCGGUCGGUUUUGAACGAGGUCCUCCCAGUUGUCCGGGUUGAUCUGCAGACGCUUGAUGGAGGUCUUCAUUGUGUCCCUUUAUCGACGGAUUUGGCAUCCUUUGCGGAAGGAACCCGUGGCAAAAUCUCCAUUGAAUAGUCGUUUGGGUAGCCGCUCGUUGUCCAUACGCGUGAGUUGGACGCUCCAACGCAGUUGCAGUUGUUUCAGCAUGGCGUAGAUGCGGAGGAUUCCCGUCUGCUCCAGUACGUCAGUCUGGGGGAUCCGGUCCUGUCAGUUCACCUUCUGUGUCAGUCGAAGAUAGCUGAGGUGGAAGUGAUUGAGUCUCCACGCCUGAUUCUUGUAGACCGUCCAGGUCUCCCCUUCAAACGGCAGCGUCGUCAGAAUGACUGUAUUGUACAUCUACAGCUUGAUGUUGGGGUGGAGACCAUGACGGUUCCAGACUGUAUUUUUCAGACGGCCAAAGGCUUGGCUGGCUUUAGAAAUCCGGCGGGCAACUUCUUCGUCAAUUUUGUCGCUGCGGGAGAGUGUGCUGCCCAGAUACGUGAAGCUGUCCACUACUUGCAGUUGGGUUCCGCUCACGCUGAUUUGCGGCGCAUUGUGGGGGGCUGUGUGGGGCGGCGGUUGGUGCAUGACCACCGUCAUCUCCGUUCUGAUGAUCAGGUCGAAGUUCUUGCAGGUGGCAGAGAAGAGAUCUCUGCUCCUUUGCACGUCUCCUUUAGCAGUUGCAUCGAGGACGCAAUCGUCGGCGACGAAAAGUUCAUGAACGGCAGUUGCGGAUACACGCGAUUGGAAGUGCAUCCGCCGCUGACUAAGAGGGUGGCCGUCGGUCCUGUAGGUGACACGGAUCGGUAG